CCAUUUUUUCUGAUAGUGUAUAGUUGCCUUUUGAAAGUAUUUCAAGUUAUCGUGUUCCAAUGCGUUCCAAAAAUCACUUUAAAGCUUAAUUGACAUAUGAUGAAAUAUAGUGCAUGAUGAAAUAUCGUGCAUGACAGCGCAAAUGCGCUGCUUUUUAAAAGCUACGACUGAAACAAUAUUUCUACAAGGCAAACCCAUAAUAUUAUAAUAUAUCUAUCCCUGCAAUUCCCAUGUCAUGUGGCAAGCCAAAUUGUGUAUUAUCAGUAUAAAUAUGUGUAAUUUCAGAUCUCUAUGCCUAUAAAGUAAUUGUAGCGAUCUGAAAUUACAUUUUUACUAGUAAGAAGUAUGGAUAUCAAGUAUGGAUAUCUGGACCUGGAAUUCUUACUAUAGUCAAAACGUAAUUACAUACAGGCUAUCUACAAUAGGAGUUCUUACUAGUAAAAAAUGAAGGGAAUAGGUAUGGUGUAAAGUGGUUCGGACCACAUCCUCCCAAAAUGUUCGUGUACGUGAUCUUUCCCAUACUCGGCAACGGCGAACUAAACAGACGGUUUCUUGACGCUCUGUCGAGCAGAGAAGUAUUUUGUUUCGGCGACGUCAUCUUUAGACAAUAAACAUAGUUUCGACUAAUAGAGCUAAUAAAAUAAUUUUAAAAACAGCCAAGGCACAUUAAUUCCCUGUAUAUCCUUUGCAGUUGGUCUUGUCAGCCUUGUUAUUUAGAUAUGGAAAUAAGAGAAAUCGGAGGUCUUGAUUUUAUCGAUAAAUGUGCGGUUCUGGAUGGAAACGUGUCAGAAAGUUUUUUUUCCGAUAAGGUGAAACUUAUGCAACGGAUUUUAUUACGUCAUACGAAUAUAUGCUUUUUGGAACGUUUUAUGUAAUAUUUUUAAUUCGCGGUUGGUUGAUUCUCGCGGAAACGGAGGGCCGACUCUCUUGCUAUAAUAUCCACGUAAGCCUAAAUAAAGCACCGUAUAUAGUUUUGCUAAAUAGUUCAUUUGUACUGCAUUUGUGAAAUGAAAUAUAAGAAUGGAAAUAAAAGCUGAAUAAUUGAAUAAACUAAAAUUACUGACUUGUUCGACCCAGGGACAGGUAACGUUAACAGUCGUCAGUGGUGGAAAACGUAAGAUGCUCAAUUUUCAUUCUGAAGUAAAAUUACAGAUAUAACACCAAACAUUAUUCAAGUAAAAGUCAUCCAGUAAAACACUACUUAAAUAAACCUUUUAAAGUAAGCUACUUAAGUGAAAAUUGCUAUGCGAUUAAAUCUAGCUGUUGGUCACAAAAAGCAACCAAUUCACUCAAGACAGGUUGGAAUAUAUAAGUUAGAGCGCAGCACAAAAAGGAAAACUAAGGCGCAUAUUACAUUUUUAUUCAAUAGAAACUUGCCGAGCUUGUUGGUGCAGAUUAUAGUGAAAUUAUGUUUUAUUCUCUGGAAAACGAAACGUAGAUCCUAUGGUCCGGAUUUGUUAUAAUGAAUCAUAGACCUUUCGUUGCCGGUGUUACGGGAAAUAUAAUUUCCCCCUGUUCCCCAGUUCCGCGUGGCUGUUAUUGGCACCAAGGGUCCAGAAUUUGUCUAUGUCUGCUUUGGCGGUGGGAACCAUAUACGUUAGCCUUAAAUCUAUGAAUAUCAAUGAACAAAUGCAUGACUGAUGGCUGCAUAAAUCCACAUAAACAGAUUUGUAUUUGGUGUUUUGUCAUUUCUGUAUCUGUGUGUUAGCAAAGGAAACCAAGUAUUACGAUGUUUUAAUAGAACUGAAUAAUGUUGAAAGGUUUCAAAGACAUCGUUGUCAGCAACAGCCCUAUUUGAUGAAUUGUGUAAGUUGCCUAAAAUUAAGUUAUAAUUAGGAAAAAAUAGGCCCAUCUCAUCGAUCGUCACGCAUACCACAGGUAAAGUCUUAUAAGCAAUACUACAGUUUUCUGUAUUUUCCCAGCAAACAUCUAUUAUCAAAGCUUUAAAUCGUUCCAUUCGUCCUUAAAAUAGGCCUACACAAAUAUGCAUGGAAAAGGCAUGCGAUGCGUUUGUACAGACGUCUUGUUUAACUCAACACGUUCGUAGAAAGGCAUUAAAAAGACAGAAAUGCGUAUUUAAUUACGGGAACAACCAGCUACACCAGCUGAGCUCUUGAUUUCAGUAUCAAUAUGUCCUUUAAGGAGGGAGGCAUGUUGGUGAUGCAUUUUACUAGGCGCCCGACUUGUGGCGUUUCGACCCGCCCUUGGGCUGCCGCCUUUAUAUGGAUGAGGCGCACUGAGUCGCAGCGACCUGCUUGGCCGCGGUAUCAGAAGCAACAAGUGACACACAUCAGUCAUGGAAGAGCAGCGCUAUCCCGUCGGUAUCACAGUUACCGGAGCCAUGUACAAGGACGCAAAAAAUCUGUUCAUCAUAUCCGUGCUCUGGUCCGAUGAAUGUGACAUCACCAUCUACAGGUCCUUUAAGGAGUUCAAGAUACUACAUAAACGGCUGAAGAAAGUGUUCUCACAGGAUAAUCCGUUUCGCAGAUCAGCAAAAGUCCUCCCUAGAUUCCGAGUAAGGAGCUUAAACCAAAAAUUGACAAACAAGAGUCUCAAGUCAAUGUUUGGUCUGAGGUUUUUGCAAAACUACUGCGAUGAACUGCUCACGUGCGAGUCAAACGUCGGGCAGAAUGCAGAGUUUAUCGACUUCUUCUCUCCAAAGAAUCACGACCUGCAGGCAGACUUUGCACAGAACUGCGUCGUCAUCCUGCCAUUCGGAAGCCUUGAGAUAGACAGCGGUAAACAGAUCGGCGUGGGCAACAUAACGCAGCCUUUUGUGCCCGAGACAUACCGCUGCGUGGCUACGUAUGAGACCAAGGAUAUCAAAAACAGGCUCUUCAAGGUGGAGGUGGACGAGAUGGUUGAGGUGUUCAUCAAAGACAAAGGGGGAUGGUGGCUGGUGGAAACCAAUGACAAGCAUGUGGCCUGGUUCCCUGCCCCUUACCUGGAGAAGUGUGGGGAGGAAGAGGAGGAAGACAAGGAGGAGGUGGAGGAGGAGGACAGCUCAUCCAAUAAGACAGACAGGCUGUUCCGCGUAGUCAGGAACUACACGCCGGAACACGAUGAUGAGCUUGCAGUUAGUGUCGGCGCCUUGGUACAAGUCCUACAGAAGCCGAAAACCGGCUGGUGGCACGUCAGAUACCACGGGAGGACAGGCUAUGUGCCCUGCCUGCACCUGCAGCCGUGCUCAGACAUCCCCUUCCUGACGGUCCCUGGGGGCGGCAUGAAAGCGGCCCGCAGCCUGGAGCAGCUCCGCCUGCCCCAGGGCUCAUCUCCAGGGGCCAGCCCCCAGGUGUCCCAUUCACAGGGCAACUUGCUGGAGGUCAGGAGUGCCCCUCCCUCGCCCAGGCUCUGCGUCUGGGAAGCCAAGGACUUGUACAGUGUCUCCCUGGGCGGCAGCACCGAGGGGGUCUCCCUGGGCGGCAGCACCGAGGGGGUCUCCCUGGACGGCAGCACCGAGGGGGUCUCCCUGGACGGCAGCACCGAGGGGGUCUCCCUGCACAGUGGUGGUGAUGUCAGAAAGCUACCCCCUUCUGCAGGCUCCAUCCUCCCAGCCUGGGCACAGACCACACCACCAAGAGUUCCACCUCGGCCCUUUACCCACGAGGUCCUGACACGCUGCUGCACGGUGACGCGCCGGGCCAUUCUGGAUAGCACCACCACCACCACCUCCCCCGGGAGCUUAUAAGGGCGGAGGCUGUGGCGCAGGGCAGAGCCCACAGGCGUGUUGUUUGCUCACCUUGCGACGGUUGCAUGACUGAUCUGGAGUCUGCUUUGGGGAACACGAUCCCCAGUGUCUCCGUGACGACGGAUUCAUUUCAUUCAUUCGACAUAUCCGUCAUUUUUAUUAAUAUUUUCUUAACGAACAUAGAUGUAAUUGUAACUGAUCUUUCUUUUAUCAUCCACUGCUGACUGUAAACAUUAAUUUAUUGGAGAAUAUCCUUGUGACACGCCUACUUUCCAUGGACAUGAAUCACAGGGUCGAUCAUAGGGACCCAGCAGGGAGACAUAUACAGAUCCUGCUGCCUGUAGUCCCACUGAGGGGUCUGUUGCGCCCCUGCCACUGUCAGCAAGGUUCUGCGGGGCCAUUCCUGCCCACGCCAC
This is a messenger RNA of Brienomyrus brachyistius, 4104 nucleotides long. RefSeq names its product NADPH oxidase organizer 1-like. NCBI's taxonomy places the organism in Eukaryota, Metazoa, Chordata, Actinopteri, Osteoglossiformes, Mormyridae. The transcript has 8 exons. The coding region runs from base 2297 to 3688 and encodes 463 amino acids. Gene Ontology annotation, biological process: superoxide anion generation. Gene Ontology annotation, molecular function: superoxide-generating NADPH oxidase activator activity; protein binding; phosphatidylinositol binding. The record is from RefSeq and is a predicted model, not a curated record.